CUGUGUAUAUACGAAUAAGAAGAAGCGCAAGAGAGCUGACAGCUGUCAACGAGCUUUUCCUUUCUUUCCGGUCUCUGCUCCAUAGAAGACGCAAACAUGUUCAUGCCAAAGGCUCAUCGUGUCGCCAUUUAUGAGUACCUCUUCAAAGAGGGCGUCAUUGUGGCCAAAAAGGAUUUCCAUGCACAGAAGCACCCUGAACUGGAGUCGAUCCCCAAUCUACAUGUCAUCAAGGCACUGCAGUCUCUGCACUCUCGCGGUCUCGUGAAGGAGCAGUUCGCCUGGAGACACUACUACUGGUAUCUGACCAACGAGGGCAUUGAGGAGCUCCGCGCCUACCUGCAUUUGCCACCCGAGAUUGUGCCCUCUACCCUGAAGCGCCCAGCUCGUUCGGAGCCUCUGCGCCCACGCCCAGCGGCUGGUGGUGCACGCGGCGGUGCCGAUGCCUCCAAGACCGGCGAAGAUCGUUCGGCCUACAGACGCGCACCCGGCGGCACCGGUGGCGACAAGAAGGGAGAAGUUGGACCCGGAACUGGCGAGGUUGAGUUCCGUGGCGGUUUUGGCCGUGGCUCGCGCAACUAAGCGCAUCACAAUGUUUUUUUUAUAAGUUAAAAUACUUGAAAACAAAAUGCCCAAAACUAUAAAACUGAAUUGUGUGCAUGUUUUGUAAUAUGAGCAGAAGAUUUGCAGCAAUGCAACAAGACAAAUUAUAGAACAAGCGUAAAGUGAAACAAAUCUA
Drosophila busckii is the source of this 736-nucleotide messenger RNA. It is a transcript of the gene RpS10b, whose product is annotated as 40S ribosomal protein S10b. Gene Ontology annotation, cellular component: cytosolic small ribosomal subunit. Lineage: Eukaryota; Metazoa; Arthropoda; Insecta; Diptera; Drosophilidae. Gene Ontology annotation, molecular function: structural constituent of ribosome; RNA binding. The transcript has 2 exons. The record is from RefSeq and is a predicted model, not a curated record. The coding region runs from base 97 to 579 and encodes 160 amino acids.